CAUUUUGUUGAUGAAUAAUAUUUUUUUGCAAAACCCAACAAGCAAAGUUGUCUGUUUCAUUGAAAACAAACGAAGUGAGUGCGAAGCAUAAACAAAACAAAAAGAGAUCAUUACAAAAGAUAAGAAAACUAAUUUAUCAUCCAACAAAUAUUAACAAUUUAACGAAAUAUCGUUGCAAUUAAGGAUUGUGUGUGUGGUAAUUUUCACACUUGAAAAAGGCAAGUUUUUUUAAUCUCGAUUUGAGAGACAUUAGUGAUGGACAGUCAGGCUCCAGCCGAUGGACACUUAUUAGACAUUGUUGACAAUAAGUGGCGCGAAGAAGAGUUGCCGUUCGAUCAGAUUUUGGUACCUGCUGAUAAAUUGCCUGAUCCCGAAGCGGAUGGUGGUGAUUCACACUUGACCCUUAGCGAACAGGAACAAAAAUGGACUGAUUUAGCACUGGGUUCUUUGGCGCCAGAAUCUUCGUUGAAUGACCAACUUAAUCUUACAACAUUCUAAAGA
This is a messenger RNA of Stomoxys calcitrans (stable fly), 501 nucleotides long. Its product is annotated as anaphase-promoting complex subunit 13. Gene Ontology annotation, cellular component: anaphase-promoting complex. The coding region runs from base 256 to 498 and encodes 80 amino acids. Lineage: Eukaryota; Metazoa; Arthropoda; Insecta; Diptera; Muscidae. The record is from RefSeq and is a predicted model, not a curated record. The transcript is spliced from 3 exons. Gene Ontology annotation, biological process: protein K11-linked ubiquitination.